This is a messenger RNA of Haliotis rufescens (red abalone), 2754 nucleotides long. RefSeq names its product sterol carrier protein 2-like. The transcript has 18 exons. Gene Ontology annotation, molecular function: acyltransferase activity, transferring groups other than amino-acyl groups. The record is from RefSeq and is a predicted model, not a curated record. NCBI's taxonomy places the organism in Eukaryota, Metazoa, Mollusca, Gastropoda, Lepetellida, Haliotidae. Bases 40 to 1680 code for a protein of 546 amino acids.
CUGGAAGGAAAAUACUACUGAACCUUUACGGGUCAAGGCAUGGCUCAUCUCGUUGUAAACAGUGCACGAAGCUUCGACGAAAUGGUUGGUCGUAAAGUGUUUGUUGUCGGUGUCGGCAUGACCAAGUUUGAGAAGCCUGGUCGCCGAGAUGAUUUUGACUACCCUGACAUGGCGAAAGAAUCUUGUACCAAGGCUCUUCAAGACGCAGGGAUUUCCUAUGACAAGAUUGAGCAGGCAUGUGUUGGCUAUGUUUAUGGUGACUCAGCAUGUGGGCAGAGAGCUGUGUACCAAAUGGGCAUGACUGGUAUUCCAGUGUACAACGUGAACAACAACUGCUCCACUGGCUCCACUGCCAUCUUCAUGGCCAAGCAGCUCAUUGAAGGAGGUCUUGCUGAUUGUGUUCUUGCUCUGGGCUUUGAAAAGAUGGAGAAGGGAUCUCUGAAAAACAAAUAUUCAGACCGCACCAACCCAGUAGACAAGCAUGUGGAGGUUAUGAUGAACACAUUCGGCCUGGAGGCAAGUCCAGUCUCUGCUCAAAUGUUUGGAAAUGCUGGGCGAGAACAUAUGCAGAAAUAUGGAACAAAACCAGAACAUUUUGCAAAGAUUGCAUACAAGAACCACAAACAUUCCACAAAUAAUCCGUACUCACAGUUCCAAACUGAGUACUCUCUGGAACAGAUUCUGUCUUCACCCAAAAUACACGACCCUCUUACCAAGCUACAGUGUUGUCCCACGUCUGACGGGUCGGCUGCUGCAGUGUUAGCCAGUGAGGAGUUUGUGAGGAACAACAACUUGCAGGAACAGGCUGUGGAGAUCCUUGCUAUGGAGAUGGCUACAGACCUGCCCUCAGCCUUCAAUGAAAACAGUUGUAUGAAGAUGGUGGGAUUUGAUAUGACCAAAAAAGCUGCUGAUAAAGUGUUCCAAAAAGCUGGGUUGAAGCGGGAUGACGUGCAUGUGGUGGAGCUUCACGACUGUUUCUCCUGCAAUGAGCUCAUCACAUAUGAGGCUCUUGGGCUCUGUGACACAGGAAAGGCAGGCGAGAUGGUGGACAGAGGUGAUAACACAUAUGGAGGAAAGUAUGUUGUCAACCCCAGCGGUGGACUCAUAUCUAAAGGCCACCCUCUCGGAGCUACAGGCUUGGCCCAGUGUGCAGAGCUGAGUUGGCAGCUGCGGGGUUUGGCCGGUGGCAGACAAGUGAACGGUGCACAGUUGGCUCUGCAGCACAAUCUUGGCCUAGGUGGAGCAGCAGUGGUGGCACUCUACAGGAUGGGAUUCCCAGAGUAUAGACAGAGCAGCAUAUCUACAGUAGGAGCCAGUGCUUCAUCGGAGGCCGACUUCAAAUCAGCAGCAGCUUUCAGUGAGAUCAAGAAGGCAAUUGACGCAGAUGGCAGCAACAUUGUCAAGAAGAUGAAGGGCGUGAUCUGCUUCAAAGUGAAAGGGGCAGGAGGAAAAGAGGGAAUCUGGAUCGUUGACGCCAAGAAUGGAAGCGGAUCAGUCACAUUUGGCACACAGAGUAAGUCUGAUGUCACAAUUGCCAUGAAUGAUGAAGAUCUGCUCAAACUGAUGACUGGGAAGCUCAACCCACAGCAGGCAUUCUUCCAAGGCAAGCUAAAGAUCACAGGCAACAUGGCGCUGGCCAUGAAGCUGAAGGAGAUCCAACCCAAGAAGGCCAAUCUGUGAGACACAUGUCCACACCACCUCCAAACUGCGGGGCUAUGCUACACACAGUCUGAUCAGGCUGAAUAGCAUGAAGACUGAUAACUCUUUUUAUGCACAACAUUCUUUGAUAUGAUUGUAAGAUUAUUACGGUUAAUAAUGCCUUAUGCCUACUGUGAUGGUAACUGUCAUAAAAUCAUUAAGAACAAACAUGUAAAUAUAUUUAUGACAUAUAUUGUACAUAUGAUUGAAGACAGUUAAUCAAGGAUUAUAACAUUUAUGGUAAGUUUGUCAGUGUGGAACUGUUUGUGAUGAAUGGGAGGUUUUGAGUCAUUGUCUUGGAAUUAUUUUUGUCAGUGCUGUAUUUCAACUUAGUCUAAUAGUUCAUUUCAUAGCAAAAUAGGAUUUUUAACUGACAGUGCUUUCUUUGUCUUCAUGAGAUGGUUUCAAUGUAUAAAUCUCACUUAAGUGUAUGUCACAUUAUUCAGAGAACCAUUUCAGCAUACCUGUGAAAUACUUUUUGAAGCUUUUUUUCAUCUUGUCAUACGGAUGAACUAUUUAAACAGUGUUUUGUGCUCUCGACACAGCUAUUCUUAUAAAGUCAUGAACAUUGUUGUAGAUGUCAUGACUAUGCUGUAGAAGCCAUGGCAGACGGUAUUAGGUGCCACACUGAUUCCAGAGUUGCAUGAACGUAUGUUGGUUGUUGCACAAGCACAUAUAACAGACAGACAUAUUUAGAAAAGUAAAUGUUUAUUAGAAUCUGACACAUCCAUUUAACAUGUGUAAAGCAAAUUAUGAACAGUAAAUUAGUUUUGACUUCGAUGAAAUUUAAUAAUAUAUACAUCUGUAACAAGGAAAGACGAGCAUCACCGAAACAAACACACCAUUAUUGUACACCUUGAACUGCGUGCACUUAUGAUGAUGAUGGCCCAAUCAUAGGAGUCUUCUCGUUCUGCAUCCACACCAAUGUCACACACAGGCCCUUUUCAUUGUAAGUUUAAAACAAAAUGUGGUGAUGAAAGAAGGGUGUUCACUGGAUGGAACUAACAGCCUGUAUAUUUCCAAAAUGACCAAUAAAUAUUAUCGAUGAUUUACUAA